UUCUGUGUUAAGCAACGGAGCCCUAAAUUUGAUCAGGGGUUUCGUUGAUUGUUCAUUGUAAAUUUUAUUUUUCAUACGGGGAAGUUGAGGUUCUUUUCUGAUUCUGACGAAUUGAAUUUCGGGAACAAAAUGGCGAAUGUGGUGAGGAGCUGCAUUCAAUCGAUAUUGAAGCUGGUGAACUCGGUCAUUGGAAUGGCUGGGUUAGCCAUGAUUCUAUAUGCUGUAUGGAUGAUUAGGUAUUGGCAGAGGGAGACAGGCGAGCUUCCGUUUGGUGGAGAUUCUGAUUACCCUGCUCCCUGGUUCAUUUACACGUUCCUGGGCCUUGGAGUUGCUUUCUGUGUGAUCACUUGCAGUGGUCAUGUCGCUGCUGAAACUGCCAAUGGAUGUUGCCUUUACUUGUAUAUGUUGUUUAUCCUCAUACUCCUCAUGCUAGAGGCUGCAGUUACUGUUGAUGUACUUCUAAACCGGGACUGGGAGAAGGACUUUCCAAAGGAUCCGGUGGGAAAUUUGGAUCGGUUCAAGAAUUUUCUCAAGUCAAACUUUGAAAUGUGCAAAUGGGUAGGCCUGUCAAUUGUUAUUGUACAGGGGCUUUCCUUAUUACUGGCAAUGAUACUCAAAGCUCUCGGACCUCAUCAGUGUUAUGACAGUGAUGAUGAAUAUGCUCCAGAAAGAGCUCCACUCCUGAAUAAUCCUGCUUAUCCACCUCCUUAUGUUGUUGUUGAUCCUGGAUAUGGAUCGAAAAGAUGAUGAGAAGAAUGUAAAGAUUAGUAACAAGUUGGAGCCCAUCAGCCCAGCAUUUGGAGUUUGUUACAGAAAGGCAAAACAAGUCUCUUUCAGACCAUCAGCUGGAAAUGGAACAGCUAUUGAAUCGAUUGGGGAAAACCAAACUAUCUCACCUUAUAAGGAAUCUCUUACACCAUACUCAUGGCAUAUAACAUGCUCUUUAUUGCAUUGUAUUGAUCAGUGUCUUGUAGUGAAUAAAGUCCCGAACCUCUUAAUAUCUCCCUGCACCUUCUGUUGAAAGCAAUAUAGCUCAUAGCUGGAUGUCAGAUCAACACGUGAAUAAAUAUUCUUUGAAUUACUUGGUGGCAAUUCAUGUUCCCAUUAUGACCAAA
Messenger RNA from Neltuma alba, 1115 nucleotides. Its product is annotated as tetraspanin-19. Bases 130 to 747 code for a protein of 205 amino acids. Gene Ontology annotation, cellular component: membrane. The transcript has 6 exons. The record is from RefSeq and is a predicted model, not a curated record. Lineage: Eukaryota; Viridiplantae; Streptophyta; Magnoliopsida; Fabales; Fabaceae.